This is a messenger RNA of Heterostelium album PN500, 357 nucleotides long. RefSeq lists its product as uncharacterized. Bases 1 to 357 code for a protein of 118 amino acids. The record is from RefSeq and is a predicted model, not a curated record. NCBI's taxonomy places the organism in Eukaryota, Evosea, Eumycetozoa, Acytosteliales, Acytosteliaceae. The transcript has a single exon.
AUGGAGUCGGUCAUCAGCAAGAUCGAGUCGUUGGAGAUUGGCUUAUCUAUCGAGAUUGAUAACUUUUUGGACAACGAGAUGAACAAGUGGCGCGAGAGAAAAGAGGCAGAGACGACUCGCUACGAAGCUGCCAGAAAGCAGAAGCUUGCCAGGAUGGAAGAGGAGCUGGCUGCCGCUUACAAUAGACACGAGCGUGAGAAGGCGAUGAAAGAGCGUGCCGCCCAUUUGGAGGCAGAGCGUAUCGCAUGCAAGAAAGCAGACGAAGAGCUGCAGCGAAAGAUAAAGGAGGACGCCAACAUCAUAUCGAAUCUCGAUAAAACCAUACAGCAACAACUCAAUGACUACAAGACGAGCUGA